Messenger RNA from Patiria miniata (bat star), 4318 nucleotides. RefSeq names its product probable beta-D-xylosidase 2. Gene Ontology annotation, biological process: xylan catabolic process; arabinan catabolic process. Gene Ontology annotation, molecular function: alpha-L-arabinofuranosidase activity; xylan 1,4-beta-xylosidase activity. The record is from RefSeq and is a predicted model, not a curated record. The transcript is spliced from 10 exons. NCBI's taxonomy places the organism in Eukaryota, Metazoa, Echinodermata, Asteroidea, Valvatida, Asterinidae. Gene Ontology annotation, cellular component: plant-type cell wall. The coding region runs from base 342 to 2597 and encodes 751 amino acids.
ACGUUCCCUCCAUGGUUGGUUUGGUUUGAACAACGAACGACGGGCGCGGCACAACAUCAGUCAUGUCAGUCAUCGUGUGAUGCCGAAACAAAUCCCUAAAUAACUUGUGAUUUGUCUUCUGCCUGAUAUGUUGCGGCUUCAGGCAAAAGCGUGAAAACUGACAGGCAGCACUGUGUAAAUAAUCGACUUUUGUUGAAAUAUUUUUAUUUUUCUUCACCCACUCCGACCAUUCACACGGCACGAGUAGUGCGUGCGUGCGCCACGUACAGCUGUACAGAGACAGAGUGCAAAGACUUCCCAAGUCAACAACGUAGCCUGUUCUAGUGUUCACAAUAUUCGCAAUGUCGACAGCCUGCAAUGUUCUACUAGGGGGCCUAUUUUACAUCGUCCUCGUGCAAGUGAUCGUCCUGCCAGGAGUAGUGACGACCACUUUCCCGUUCCAAGACGAUUCCCUCCCAUGGGAUGAGCGACUGGAUGACUUGAUGUCUCGAUUGGCCCUGGACGAAAUGACCCUUCAGAUGGCGCGGGGCGGCGCGUUCAAGAACGACCCGGCGCCGCCGAUCCCCCGCCUAGGCAUCAACCCUUUCAUCUGGGACGACGAAUGCCUACACGGAGAUAUGGUCUACAAUGCAACAUCAUUCCCGCAGUCUAUUGGAUUGGCUGCAACUUUUAGCACAGAUUUGCUGUACAGAGUUGCCGAAGCUAUUGGUUCUGAGGUCCGAGCCAGGCACAACAACCUGACCCAGCACGGCAUCUAUCAAACCCGAGGUGGCCUGGGCUGCUUCAGUCCUGUCAUCAACAUCAUGAGACACCCACUGUGGGGCCGCAACCAGGAAACAUACGGUGAGGGUCCGUUUCUAAGCGGGGAGAUGACCAGAGCGUAUGUGACCGGCUUGCAAGGGAAUGACUCGCGCUACGUCCGGGCCAACGCUGGCUGCAAACACUAUGCCGCCUACGAUGGGCCUGAUAACUACCCUGUUUCUCGAUUCACCUUUGAUGCCAAGGUAUCAGACCGUGACCUCUUCAUGACCUUUCUACCUCAGUUCCAUGAGUGCGUCAAAGCUGGUAGCUACAGCAUCAUGUGCAGUUACAACAGCAUCAACGGAGUACCAGCUUGUGCCAACACAAGAUUCCUGCGAGACAUCCUCCGCGACCAAUUUGGCUUUCAGGGUUAUGUUGUCAGUGAUGCGGGUGCACUGAGAGCAGUUUACGCUGCGCACAAAUACACGUCUACACCUCUUGAGACUGCCGCAGUGUGCGUCAAGGCUGGUGUCAAUCUGGACCUCACAACAGUGGUAGCUAACGUCUAUACCUACAUCACAGAGGCAGUCUUAAAGAAGAUGGUGUCGUACGAUGACGUGGUGGCGUUGGUGCGUCCAUUGUUCUACACCCGAAUGAGGCUUGGGGAGUUUGACCCACCAGCCAGAAACCCUUACACCAAGCUGCGUGCCGAGGAUGUAGUGGAAAGCAUUGCACACCGGAAUCUUGCCAUAGAAGCUGCUGUCAAGAGCUUUGUCUUGCUGAAGAACGAUGGCAUACUACCACUGAAAAGUAUUUUGAAGCUUGCGAUUGUUGGUCCAUUUGGAAAUGACUCCGGUCAGUUGUUUGGGGACUAUGCAGGCACACCGUUGCCAAAAUACGUCACCACACCACUGGCUGGCCUGCAACCCUUGGCCAAUGAAACUCGCUUUGCUGCAGGAUGUAACAACCCCCUUUGUGCGGUGUACAACCAGUCCAGUGUCGUUCAGGCAAUAAACGGCUCUGAUUUUGUCGUCGUCUGUCUGGGUUCAGGUGUGACGGUGGAGAGUGAGGGUAGAGACAGGAGAGACCUCGCCCUGCCCGGCAGCCAACUGCAACUUCUGCAGGAUGCUGUCAAAGCUGCCAAUGGUAAGCCAGUUGUCUUGCUGCUCUUUACUGCCGGGCCAUUCGACAUCUCCUGGGCCAUCAACAACACCGCUGUGCCGGUGAUUGUACAGUGCUUCUUUCCAGCCCAAGCUACUGGUGUGGCCAUCAGGAACAUGUUUACCAACUACCUGGGUACCAACAACCCAGCAGGAAGGCUUCCCUACACAUGGCCUGCAUCCAUGGACCAGGUACCCCCAAUGACAAACUACUCUAUGGUGAACCGCACCUAUCGUUACUUCAGUGGAACACCGCUCUAUCAGUUUGGUUACGGACUCUCCUAUACCAAGUUUGAGUACUUGAAGUUUGUCGUGGAACGUGUCAGCAUCUUUCCGUGUGAUGACGUUUUUGUUAAUGUAACUCUCAGAAAUGUGGGAGCAUACACAGGAGAGGAGGUGGUCCAAGUCUACAUUCAGUGGCUGGACGCGACCGUCCCAGUGCCCAAGAUCCAGUUGGCAGCCUUCAAACUCAUCACCAUCACCACACUUCAGACUGCAACGGUCAUUUUGUCCAUUCCGGCCCGUGUGAGAGCAGCCUACACUGACCGCCUGGUCCUUCAGCCGGGACGCUUUGAUGUGUUUGCCGGCGGUCAGCAGCCAGGCCCAAGUACUGGUGGACGGCUGAACUCCAAUGUGUUGAUGGGGAGAUUCCAAGUGGACGGGCCCGAAACGGACCUGGCUAGAUGUCCAGCCUAAUUACACGGAGGAUUUAUCACUCACUAUAAAGUCAUGUAAUAAGGCUGGCUCAUGCAUCACUUGUAUUCAAAUGUGAAGUGAAUUUAAAGUCACAGAACACUUGCAGCAAUAUUCUCCUGAGUUGAAAGGUGUUCAACUCAAUUUGACUCGUUCAACUCAUUUCAACUCAAUUGACAUGACCUCACAAAUUUCCGUGCACGUUUGCGCCAAGCAUGAACUGGCCCUUAGAGUCACAUAGAGUCACAGGUCAAGCUCAAUUCAGCAUGAGUGACCUGGUACAAGGUACCCUGUGGAGACAUGUGCACAAUAGGGAGCAAAAGAUUGUAUACGUCUGCACAGAGCAAUAUAUAUAGGUGAUACGUCUCCAAAAGGUUAUCACGAAAUAGAUAUAUGGAUUUUACUCAAAAACUUGGAAUUUCCAAGGUGUGUUGAUCCGUCGCAAAUUGAAGUUUUUUAUGUAAGGGAUAUUAAAUCCGAAUUUCAGCCCAGGAAAUUAAUUGUGGUUAAAAUAGGAGCAUUUUUAAAGUACACUUUCAAACUCGAAAACUUUAGUACACAAGAAGAAAGAAAUGACUCCACAAGGAUACAAAUUCCAGUAUGGGUGAAAUCAAUAGUCCAUCACAAUUGAGGUCACAAACUGGAGGUGAACAAAGGCUUUCCAUUUGAGUAAGUUGUGACUUGACUUGAGACUUUCGGACUUCUGAUUGAAAUGUGCACUUGACUACAACUCGGGCUAAUAGGCAAAGAAAGGCCGGUUCAUACUCGGUGCAAACGUGAAUUUUGAAUGCGUUUUAGCUUUUCGAACACAUUUCCGCUUUUGUUUGGUAUGUUCGUGACAUCAAAUUCGUGAACCAGCCGUAACAGUGAGAGGUCCAAUGAAGUAAUGAAGAAAUAGUGACUUGGGUAAAUUUCGUAGCUCUGUACAUUGUAAGCAAAGAAUUUCUGCAAACCAAUAAAAAAAACACCCCAAUUUUACCUUACAUGAUUUCCACAUUACAAGAUAUGAUAUCGUUGUCAACAUUAAUUGAUAUCACAACAAAUUGGAGAAGAGUAAAUGUGGGUGGGGAUUCCCCAAAAGCACUGCUUGUCAAGUAGAGAUCCCCGCUAUUUCAAGCGUAAGCCAGACAUUUUGGGAUCUUGUGCAUGUAUGGAUCUAUUCACCAAGGAUUCUGCAAGCGCAGAAUUCAUGUUUAACAGAGCAAUGAAAUUUGGCCAAGGUGUUUUCUUUACCCACUUAAUGUAAAAUAUUUGGGUUUUUUUUUAUACACUUACUAAAUUAGUAUUUACACUUUGGUGGGAGUUGUUUCAAUGCUUUUUGAGUUAUGAACUUUUGUUUCAUUAUAAAGUUGAACAAAGGAAUUGACUGGAGCAGGAUUUAAAACUGGACAUCCGGGUUGCCCAUACCAGCGCCUGUCUGUCUGAGCUUUUCAGCCCUACAUGUAUGUUGGUGCUUCCCACUUUUUUUCAAUUUCUUUGUUCAAGGGUGUUACUCGGAAAUUCACUUGUUAGGCGGGUGUAACCACUUAGGGAUUCUAUACUCAGUACUAUUAUGAUUUAAAGGCACUACCAUGCCACAAUCCUGAAAUGUACUGAAAUCUACUUGUGAUUAGGAAGUUUUAACAAUUUUUUAAAAGAAAAUAUAUGUAUAAAUUAUAUUGACACAUUGAUUCAACUCGUACAACAAUUCAGAGAUGUACAUGUUAUGUAGCUGAAAUCGAAAA